Messenger RNA from Olea europaea var. sylvestris, 2064 nucleotides. RefSeq names its product AAA-ATPase At5g57480-like. Lineage: Eukaryota; Viridiplantae; Streptophyta; Magnoliopsida; Lamiales; Oleaceae. Bases 233 to 1738 code for a protein of 501 amino acids. The record is from RefSeq and is a predicted model, not a curated record. The transcript has a single exon. Gene Ontology annotation, molecular function: ATP hydrolysis activity; ATP binding.
UUUGCUAGAUGGGUAAAGCCAUGUCGGCCUUCUCUGUUCAGGGCGCCGAUGUCCUGUUCGAUAGCUUUUUCCUUUAAUAAUCCCAUGAAUCUCCUUUAUAAAUCAAGCACUUUCCGUCUCUCAUCUUCACACAGUCCAUCUCUCCUCUCAAUAUACACAUAUAUAUCUAGCCACACACACACGCACACUUGUUUCUCCUUAAAAACAUUCGAGCAAGAAAAAACAUUGAAAAAUGGAGGAGUUUUGGACAACCAUGGCUUCAAUGAUGGGGUUUUGGGCAUUCUGCCAGACCAUUCUAUACACAAUCUUCCCACCAGAACUCCGUUUUGCCUUUCUCAAAUCCUUUCACAAAAUUUUCAAUUUCUUCACAUCGUACUGCUACUACGACAUCACAGAAGUUGACGGCGUCAACACCAACGAACUUUACAACGCCGUGCAGCUCUAUCUCAGCAGCUCAGCAGCGAAUUCCGCCACCCGCCGCCUGAGCCUCAGCCGCGGCCUGAAUUCUAGCUCAAUCACUUUCAGCCUUUCCAACAACGACCGCGUAGUAGAUUCCUACAAUGGCGUAAAAGUCGCGUGGGAACAUGUUAUUACUCAAAGGCAAACACAAACAUUUUCUUGGAGGCCAUUGCCGGAGGAGAAACGAGGUUUUAUUCUACGUGCCAAGAAUAAGGACAAGACUGUAGUAUUAGGAUCCUAUAUAGAUUUCAUCGUGGAAAAGGCAAAAGAUUUACGUAGAAAACACCAAGAUCGUUUGCUUUACACGAAUUCACAUGGAGGUUCAUUAGAUUCACGAGGCCAGCCUUGGGAAUCUGUACCCUUUAAGCAUCCCGGUACUUUUAAUACACUUGCAAUGGAUCCUUUGAAGAAGGCUGAAAUUAUGGCUGAUCUUUUGGAUUUUGCUAAUGGAGAGUCUUUCUAUCAAAGAACUGGGAGAGCUUGGAAAAGAGGGUAUUUAUUAUAUGGUCCUCCUGGAACUGGAAAAUCUAGCAUGAUUGCAGCCAUGGCUAAUUAUCUUGGAUAUGAUAUUUAUGAUCUUGAAUUGACUGAGGUGAAUACGAAUUCCGAAUUGAGGAAGUUACUGAUGAAAACCAGCUCGAAAUCGAUCAUUGUUAUUGAGGAUAUAGAUUGUUCAAUAAAUUUUACUAUUAGAAAUGAGAAUGGGGUUGGAAAAAUUAACUAUCUAGCGGGGUCUACUCGGGCUGAGGAUGGUGGAAAGACGAUAACCCUUUCGGGGUUAUUGAAUUUUACUGAUGGAUUAUGGUCUUGUUGUGGGAAUGAGAGGAUUUUUGUAUUUACGACGAACCAUGUUGAGAAGCUUGAUCCGGCAUUGUUGAGGAGUGGGAGGAUGGACAUGCACAUACAUAUGAGUUAUUGUUCUUUUUCAGCAUUAAAGAUUCUUUUCAAGAAUUACUUGGGAUGCGAGGAUGAUCAGUUGGACGGAGAAGUUUUGAAGGAGUUGGAGGGUGUGAUUGAUGAGGCGAAAAUGACACCGGCCGACAUUAGUGAGGUCUUGAUCAAGAACCGGCGCAAUAAGGAUAAGGCCAGGAGGGAAUUGUUGGAAGCAUUGAAGACGAGGGCCGAGAGGAAUCGGGUGAAACCGAGGAAAAUGAACAUAAAUGAGGACGAAGAUGAGGAGCAGGAGAGGCGGGGUUUAUAUGGUCCAAAACAAGAUUGUGAUCUAUUGCAAGAAAGUUGCCAGAAAUUUGGUGAGAAAGAUGAUGAUCAGAAGAAAUAGUAAAGGUAUCUUUGAGAUGCAGUAUUAGACUGGAGUCGACCGAGCAAUGGCUGGUAGGGGCUCUGGAACUGAAAUAAACAAAGGAUUGUAUGACAGUUUGAUGCCUGAUAAUCAUGAAAAUACAAAUAUAUACAUGCCUGCUUUUGAUUAGCUUAUUUGCAUGUGGUCUGUUCAGUUAUAUUUGUUUUUGUAUUCUAGUAUCUCAACCACAUGCUGCUGUUCUGUCCUAUGAAAUCCAUUGUGUAACAUACUGCUUUUACCAAUAGUGUGUAUUGUUAGCUUGUUGAUGUGUGAUUACACCUACGGGAACAUGGUUAUGCGUGUAA